This is a messenger RNA of Agrilus planipennis (emerald ash borer), 1477 nucleotides long. Its product is annotated as apolipoprotein D-like. Bases 222 to 896 code for a protein of 224 amino acids. Lineage: Eukaryota; Metazoa; Arthropoda; Insecta; Coleoptera; Buprestidae. Gene Ontology annotation, molecular function: pigment binding. The record is from RefSeq and is a predicted model, not a curated record. The transcript is spliced from 3 exons.
GUGGUAAAUUAUCAAGAUUUAUCUUUUAUGUUGGGCUUGUCGGUAUUUUAUUAAAGGAAUGAUGGUGGUUCUUUAAUAGUUAACUUGAUAAAACUGUACAUUUUAUAUGUAAAGAGGCAUAUUAACUGACGAUGUUAAGUGAAUACACAUCCAACAACAUUCCUUUAAGAGUGCGUAUAUAAACAGCAGGCUUUUCAAAUAUUUUAGUAUACUUGUGCAAAAUGAGGCUCUACUACGCAAGUUUUUGUACUCUUAUGUUUAUUUCUUUAACAGUAGCUCAAGUUCCUAGUUUAGGAUGGUGCCCAGAAUAUGUACCAAUGAACGAUUUUGAUAUAGAAAGAUUUUUGGGAAAAUGGUACGAACAAGAGCGAUAUUUUACUUUUUCUGAAGUUGCUUCUCGAUGUGUCGUUACUGACUACGCGCGAGCUCCAAGUGGAAAAAUUUUUGUAUCCAAUGAAAUUACAAGUCGAUUAACCGGUAUAAAAAGAGUUAUUGCUGGAGAAGUUGGUGUUGUUGGAAAAGACGGAGAAGGUCAAAUUACUAUCAAAUAUGCAACUACGCCAAUUUCAACAGAAACUAAACUUAAAGUUUUGGAAACAGACUAUGAUAAUUUUGCUGUUGUGUGGAGUUGCAGUGGAAUUGGUCCAGUACACACAGAAAGCGCUUGGGUGAUGACUAGAGAAAGACUACCUUCUGGUCAAGUAUUACAAAAAGCAUACGGAAUACUUGACAAGUAUAGAAUAAAUAGGACAUUUUUCAUUAAAACUGAUCAAGAAGGUUGCGCAUUAGCUGCUUCAGAUUUAAACGCAGUCAAUGGUUUAACUCCUACUGCAACUGUUUUACAAACAACAGGUGCCGAACAAAAAUCAACAGAGAGCAAAGAAAAAGUACCGUGACGUUUGUUUAUGUUCUUGCUAGCUUUUUACUUGUGUAAAAAUACCUAGAAAGAGUAAUCCAUUCUUUAAAUUGAAAUUUAAAAGAUACUUAUUAAUUAAAUAAAUACUAACAGUUUUUAAAAUAAUUGUUAAAAUUAGUACCUAUUGCAAACAAAACAUUUGAUAAAAAAUAUUAUUUAAAUGGUCGUCUUGGCCGUCAGUCACAAACUUAUACAAUAUUAUAAUAAACCACUUUUUGCAAAAAUUGGACACUACUAAUUUCUUCUUAAUAUCAAAUGAACAAACUGAAAAGAGAAAUUGUUUUAAUUAAUGCUAUAACAAUUCUACAAGCUUUUUUCCCUUUCUUUUAUUUAUUUCCUUCAUACAAUUAAGUAUAAAUUGCGAACUAAUGUAUAAAUAAAAUCAACUAAAAAGAGCUCUACCAAAUAUGAUAUAAUAUCAGCAUACUUUCAAAUAAAUUAAUAUCAUUAAGAGGUAUUCAAAUUCGCAACAAAAUAAAUGAAAAGGAUAUUUAAAAACAACUUUGGGAAACAUCCAGGACAUUUAGAGAAUAAGUAGUUUUAAAAAACUAUAAUUCACAU